Thrips palmi is the source of this 2304-nucleotide messenger RNA. RefSeq lists its product as uncharacterized. NCBI's taxonomy places the organism in Eukaryota, Metazoa, Arthropoda, Insecta, Thysanoptera, Thripidae. The record is from RefSeq and is a predicted model, not a curated record. Bases 1 to 2304 code for a protein of 767 amino acids. Gene Ontology annotation, molecular function: sevenless binding; adenylate cyclase inhibiting G protein-coupled glutamate receptor activity. Gene Ontology annotation, cellular component: membrane. The transcript has 9 exons. Gene Ontology annotation, biological process: visual perception; G protein-coupled receptor signaling pathway.
AUGUGGAUGCUGCUGCUGGCCCUGCUCGUGCUGCGCGCGGGGCAGUGCGUCGUGCGGGGGCAGUGCCUGGAGGCGGAGGACGGCCUCCAGAAAGACGGCCUCCUGCUGCACGGCGAUGCCGUCGUCACAGGGCUGCGGAUAGUCAACUCGUGUUCCAGCGCGGCCGUCGCUCGCAAGGCCCUGCUCGGCGCCUUCGUGAACCUGGACUGCAAGCGCCGCUACCCCCUGGGUGUGCUGACGGGGGAGGCCCUGUCGUCCGCCGAGUCCGUGUCCGAGCUGUGCUCCGGGCUGACGCAGGCCCUGUGGGUGCUGCCCGAGUCCCCGGAGCCGGAGCCGCAGCUCGCCAACGCGCUGGGCACGCUGCUCGCGGCGGGGUCCUGGCCGGCCGCGGACCUGCUCACGUCCAGCGUGCACCAGGAUGGCGACGAGGAGGACGGCGAGCACCACCUGGACGCGGCGGAGCUGCUGGCCGACCAGGCCCUGGAGAACGCCCGCCUGCGCGGGGUGUGCGCGCGCCGCGGCCACGCGCCGGACGGCUUCGCGUGGUCGGGGCCCACGUCGCGGGCGCGCGUGCUGGUGGGCGUGGAGGCCGCGCUGCGCCGGAUGCUGCGCGACCACGUGCUGGUCCCCGUGGAGGCGCCCACGCCGCAGCUCAUCCUGGCGCCGCCGGACGGCGUCUGGUCCGGGGCCACGCCGCUGCCGCGCGACGCCCUGCUGCUGGUGCCCGACGUGACGCCGCUGCGCGCCAUGCUGUCGCGCCUCAGCGAGCACAAGGCCGCCAACGCGACGGACGCCGUGCUGCUGCCCGAGCCGGAGGAGGUGGCGGCCGCCGUCGGGAUGAGCGACUUCCUGGGCGUGGGCCGCGCGCUGCUGCGGGCCGCCGACCUCCUCAAGGAGGGCCUCAGCGCGUUCUGCGGCGCCAAGGCCAAGGCCGACGUCGCGGAGCGCCGGCGACGAGCUGAGCCCGUGGACGCCGUGGACUCGACCGAACAGUCCCCCGAAGAACACUCCACCAGUGCAUCCGAUGAGUCAGAGACCGAGGACGCGGAGCCCGCAGAGCCGAUGGAGGUGCUGGAGGCCGUCGAGACCGUCGAGGCCGUGGAGGUCGUGGAGGACAUGGGCGACGUCUGCGGCCGCAUGCCCAAGUCGGCCGCCCUGCUGGAGGAGGCGGCGGCCUCGGCCACCUUCCUGCUGCUGCGUUCUCCGGGCCCCGGGCGCCCGCUCCUGCCGCUGGCGCACUACCGCGGCGGCAUCUGGACCAUCGCUGACGACGCCCUCACCAAGGCCGAUGUGGAGGUCGUGGACUGCCCGCUGCUGCUGGCCAGCGGGCAGGUCGAGUGGGUGCGGGAGGCGUGGGUGGCCACCGUGCUGACCGUCGCCGUCCUGGGCACCAUGGCGGCCACGGCGGUCGCCUUCUUCAUCGCGUCCAGGAUCCUCGCCGGGGAUAUCCUGGAAGGCUCGGCCACGCUGUCGCUGCUGCUGCUGCUGUCGCUGCUGGUGGCGUACGGGAGCGCGCUGCCGUACUGCGUGCGGGGCGGCGGCGUGGACGGCGAGGGCGGGCUGGCGCUGUGCGGGCUGCGGCUGCUGGCCGCGCCGCUGGCACACUCACUGCUGCUGGCCGUGAUGCUCGGGCGCGCCCUCAUGCUGGCCGCGUGCGACCACGACGGCGGCCUGCUGUCGCACGUGUCGGGGCCGCUGCAGGCCGCGCUCUGCUUCUUCACGGUGGCCGUGCAGGUGGCGCUGAGUGUGCAGCUGGCUGUGCUGCUCACGCCCGCCGAGUGCGCCUGGCUGUCCGGGCCGCGCUUCCUGCUGCUGCUCGCCUACGACAUGCUGCUGCUGGUGCUGCUGGCCGCCACCGCGCCCUUCAUCUGCACCUCCAGGAGGAACUACCGCGAGGGGAUGUUCUUCGCGGCGACCACGGCGGUGCUGGUGGCGGUGUGGCUGGCCUGGCUGUGCCUGUACGCCGUGGGCGGGCACGCGUGGCGCGACGCGGCGGUGGGCGGCGGCGUGACGGCGUGCGCCACCGCCGUACUGUUGGGCGUGUUCAUACCCAGGACCUACCUCAUGGCGGGCGCCAUGGUCCGCGACAAGCUGGCCGCCCAGCUGCCCGCCCUGGCCAGGGACGCGUCCAUCACGGACCUGGCCUUCCGGGAGGCGGCGCGCGGCGCCACUGCCUUGACUGGUGCGUCCGGGAUGUCUGUUGACGCCAACAACCGCCACCGCCUGGGCGAGUCGCACAAGGAAAGGCAAAUAAAGGAGAGGCGGAGAAAAAUAAAGAACAUUCCAAAGUGCCACACCAAGUGA